CCUCCUAACCUGGUUGACUCGUUGGAGUGCAUUUCAUGCAUUCUUAGCAGAUAGGCUGAAGGAAACGCCUCAUUCAGUGCAGCUGGAGGCUAGAAAGUGUGGGGAGUUCAUGAACGUGGCUUGUCUUCUGCAGUCGCUGCAGUGCACACAGAGCUGGCCGGGCCCAGGAAGGAUCCCGAUCUGCUGGACACAACAUGAGUGUCGCUCAUCUGGAAAAUCUGACUGACAGUGAGUUAAGGUGAAGCAACUAAUUGCUCUUAAAAGUCUUUUUGUUUUGGAGAUCUGUGCUGAAAGUGAUUAAGGUACUUCAGACUUUACCUUAUCUAAAAAUUAUUAAUUUCAGCUCUAAUGUAGUAUAGUGGGGUUUGGGGUUUUUGUUGCUUCUCUUUUGUUGAGGUUUUUUUUUUUUUUCACUUUGUCAUUGUUUUUUGAACAACACAAAAACCUAAAUUGGACAAAGCAUUUUGAUAACUUCAGCCCCCAAAUUCAUUCAGGGAUAGUGCCACCUCUGAAUUAUUUUUUUAAGUGUUUCAGUUCUUUCAGAGGGCACACUUGCACAGUACUACAUCCUAAGCCCAGACUUACAAAGUCAGGGUGAGAAAUGAAAGCUGGUGGGUAGAUAUGCCAAUUCUGUCCAAGUAUUUCAUUUUAGAAGUAUCUAAUAGGAAAAUCAGUAAAGAGGUGCAUGGAAAAAGCAGAAAAACAGAGAAUCUACUCCUACUAAUGAGUGUUCUUCUGGCCCCUACCAUUUUUGGGAGGAAGCUGAGCUCGCCACUCACUAGGCACUUGAAGUUGAAUAUUGUCUCUUUGCCCUGUCUGGCUUUUUUGGUUUGUGUUUUUGGGUUUUGUUGUUUGUUUUUGGGUUUUUUUUUUUGUUGUUUUUUUUUUGCAGGGACUGUUGGUCAUUGAAAAUGGAAGAAACAAGGAAGCUUUCCCCAAAGCUGAGUAAAAGCAAAGAGCCUGUGAAAACAGAAUGGGGAUCUCAGAGCGUGGUGUUCACCUAUUUCCAAGGGGACAUUAACAGCAUGGUAGAUGAACAUUUUUCUAGAGCUCUCAACAAUGUCAAGAACCCCCAAGACCUGAGCACAAAGCACAGGGGUGAGACUGUUGUCCUGAAAAACGACAACAUGUCUCCCCAUCAGUGGAAUUUCUCUUCGCAUUGCUACAAACCAUAUCCAUCAUCUUCUUCAACAAGCAUGGCAACUUCUGCUCUGAAUUUUUCUGCUGCUGGUGUGGUAGGCCAGUGCCAGCCAUCGCCUCUGCGGAGUCAUCCAGCUCAACCUGCAGAUUUAUGGCCCUUCCCUCCAACUGGGACUCCCAGUGUCACUGGUUCAGUGUAUCCUCACACCCUCCCUGACCUGCAUGCAGCCGAUGAGCUGAUCUCUGACAGGAAAUACAGUUCUCUUCUUGGCCUUCUGCAACAGGAAAGGUGCUUAACAUCCAUGCAAGAAUGCACCAUGAAGCAAUACUCAAGUUCUGCUUGUAUGACUGGACCUGCGAGGUUACAAAAUAUGAGUCAAAGUUCAGCUCCUGGGGGAGAGAGGAAAGGAAGCUCUUACCAAGGCUCAGAAAAUCCCAGUGUAAGCCAUGCCACUGCAGGUAUUCAGAUUCAUGACAGAAGACGAGAUUUGUACUUCUAGCAACUGAAUGUUUCUACUUUAUUCUGAAAGAGAAAGUUAUUUCUGUGAACUUUUAUUAUUUGCAACUGUGAAUCAAGAAGAAAUGAACUGCAGCUAUCCUGUGUUUUUUUCUCUCAGCUGGAAGAAUACAUGUACUAUUUACUGUGUGGGGAAUGACAAAAUAAUCCUUUUCUAUACAGUAAUUUCUAUACAAUGAUUUCUAAUGUUUGAGGUAUUAACCUGGGCAGUAUGUUUGUUGUGGCCAUAUAUUGUCAAUUUAAGACUUUUCAUGUAGGUCUCUUGAAAGGACUCCUGCCCUUUUUAAUCUUUCUAUGUUUAUUAAUUUACCACUCCUGAUAAGAAGAGCAAUUCUUAUCAAUGCAGUUGAUAACCCAUAAAUGCAGGGAUGCAGUUAGCAUAUUUCAAUGCUGGACCUUCUUAGCUUGAUUUGAUAUCUACAUAUAAGACUGUUUAAAACAGUCUUAGGCCACUGGCAAGAGACUUCAACCACAGGCCAGCAAAGCACAUUAUUUAUGCUGCGAAAGUGCUGCAAUUUAUGACCAUAUUUGCAAUUCCUAGGGAUACUCUUCAGAAGUAUAUAAUAUACUUAUGCCUGAAGGCUCUGUUUUGUCCUCUCACUAAUGUAUCAUCAUCCUCUAGAAAGCAGUGAAUUCACAGGAGCUCUGAGAGGAAACCUUGGUUCUCACUGGGUGCAAUUAAAAUACCAUUCAGCAAAAAUCUGCAGGUUAGGAGUGUUCUAUUUUCCCAGCCUCUCUGCAGAUGUAAGAGAUUCCUUUUGUAAAUAAGCUCUGUGGGUUUAUCUUUU
Zonotrichia leucophrys gambelii is the source of this 2445-nucleotide messenger RNA. RefSeq names its product vestigial like family member 1 (gene VGLL1). The record is from RefSeq and is a predicted model, not a curated record. The transcript is spliced from 5 exons. Gene Ontology annotation, biological process: regulation of transcription by RNA polymerase II. NCBI's taxonomy places the organism in Eukaryota, Metazoa, Chordata, Aves, Passeriformes, Passerellidae. Gene Ontology annotation, cellular component: nucleus. Bases 912 to 1640 code for a protein of 242 amino acids.